Knipowitschia caucasica is the source of this 678-nucleotide messenger RNA. NCBI's taxonomy places the organism in Eukaryota, Metazoa, Chordata, Actinopteri, Gobiiformes, Gobiidae. The record is from the annotation of a GenBank genome assembly.
AUGUAUGAUUUGGGUGGGGGGGGGGGGGGGGGUGGUGUUAUGUGGGAUAAGGUGUUGGGAUGGUGGGGUGAGUAUGGGGUGAGUGGUGUGGGGGGGGGUGUAUUAUGGGGGGGGGGGGUGGGGGUGUUUGGUGGGUGGGGGGGGGUGGGGUUUAGUGGGGGGGGAGUAAGAGGUUUUUGGUGUUGGUUUAGGGGGGUUUGUAUUGUUGAAGGGUGGGUAUGGGGGUUGGGGGAAUGGAGUGUGGGUUAUUUGGGGUUUGGUUAUUAUGAUGGUGUGGGAUUUUUUGUGGUUGAGGGGGUUUGGGUGGUGGAGGAGGAGUUUGUAGGUUUAGGGGGUGUGGUGUGGUGGGUGUGUUGGGGGUUUGGUGGAGUUUUUGGUUUGGUGGGUUUGUGGGUGGUGAGGGUUAUGGAUUUGUGGGUUGUUGGUGUUGUGUGUGAGUGUGUUUGGGAUUGUGGUUUUGGGGGGGUUUGGAAUUUUGGAGGUUUAAAUUGGGUAGAUGUGGUUUUUGGUUUUAUAUAUGGUAAUUAUGGUUUGAUGUAUUGUGGGUUUUGGGGGUUUGGGGGGUGGGGUGUGGGGUGGAGGGGGGGUUGGUUGUUGGUGGUAGGGGGGGGUUUUUGGGGAUAUGGUGGUUGUGUAGUUGGUUUAGGGUGGGUGUGUGAGGGAUGGGGUGGGGUUUGA